Molecule: messenger RNA, 849 nt
Organism: Prorocentrum cordatum
Lineage: Eukaryota; Dinophyceae; Prorocentrales; Prorocentraceae
Source: the annotation of a GenBank genome assembly
AUGCAGGCAUUCGCACGUCCGAGUGGAUCGAUGGUCGGCACUGUGACACUUUUCCUUUGUACCCCUGGCGGCGCUUCUGACGCCGCCCCGGGAGCGCCCCUCGGCGCGGGGGAAGUGGUGUGGGGGAAGGGGUCAGCGCCGACACAAGGAAUCCGCGCGGAGCUCCGAUGCUGGUGUUCGUGCUGUCUCUUGCUCUUCGACGUCCCCCUGGACGAAGCCACGCUGGUCGAGGUCUGCGACCUUGCCGACUCCGCCGAGGAAGCGGGCUGCGCUUUCUGCUGCCUCAGUGACCCGAAGGUGGUCGCGAAGCCUGGCCUGCUGACGCAGGAGGAGGUGGAGCACCUCCUGUCGUUGGCGGCCGGUGCCGCCCAGCCAACCCACUGCGGCGCUGGCGGACCCUUCGAGAGCGGCACGCGGUCGAUCCGGGUACUGCAGGCCGAGGAGACCCCGACGGUGGAGGGCAUCGAGCGCAAGCUCGUCGCGCUGUGCGGGCUGGCGUGCGAGCACCUGGCCCGGCUGCGGGUGGUCCGCACGGCCACGCGGCUGGGCCUCUGCAACCGCGGCUCCGGGCACACCUCGGUAUACGUUUGCCUGCAGGAGCGAGACGACGUGUGGUUCCCGAAGCUGGGCGUGCGUUUUGCCAUGCGCCGCGGCGACGCCCUGUUCUGGACCAACCAUCGGCGCGUCGACGGGCGGCUCUGCGAAGACGUCCGGACGCAGAGGAUUCACGUCGCGGCGGGGGGUGGCCUGGAGCGCAUUUCGGCCGUCGGGCUCGACGCGUUCUUCCACGACAACCCCGUGCGGGCACAGCAGCGACAGCGGAAGUUUGUUGCAGACGGGGCGUUGUAG